This is a messenger RNA of Cricetulus griseus (Chinese hamster), 1130 nucleotides long. The record is from RefSeq and is a predicted model, not a curated record. NCBI's taxonomy places the organism in Eukaryota, Metazoa, Chordata, Mammalia, Rodentia, Cricetidae.
UGUCGAAGUAUCAUAGUCUAUACCUUUCUUCCUUUGUUACAGUCAUGGCUCGUACUAAGCAGACCGCUCGCAAGUCCACCGGCGGCAAGGCCCCGCGCAAGCAGCUGGCCACCAAGGCUGCCCGCAAGAGCGCACCGGCCACCGGCGGCGUAAAGAAGCCUCACCGCUACCGACCCGGCACCGUGGCGCUGCGCGAGAUCCGGCGCUACCAGAAGUCCACCGAGCUACUGAUCCGCAAGCUGCCGUUCCAGCGCCUGGUGCGCGAGAUCGCUCAGGAUUUCAAGACCGACCUGCGCUUCCAGAGCUCGGCCGUCAUGGCGCUGCAGGAGGCCAGUGAGGCCUACCUGGUGGGUCUGUUUGAGGACACCAACCUGUGCGCCAUCCACGCCAAGCGAGUCACCAUUAUGCCCAAGGACAUCCAGCUGGCCCGCCGCAUCCGCGGAGAAAGAGCAUAAACGGUAGUGAGUGCCAAGUAGAACCCAAAGGCUCUUUUCAGAGCCACCCACAUCUUCUGUAAAAGCAGCUGUGAUUCAAAGUGGUUUCACCUUUUAUGGCACUGUUUGAUGGUCCUGUUGUGUUGUGCUUUAUAAAGUCAAGACUUUUUAAACGGGUAAAUUGCCGAGCAAAUGCUCAUGUUUUUUACAAAUCGGAUCCAUGUGUUUGCUCUUGACUUUGAUUUUACCUGGAUUAUUGUAUUUUUUUAAAAAAUCUUUUUGUGUACAAGUUUGUUGUACCACUUGUAUGUCUCACAACCUUAUUACCAGGGUGUAUUCAGUGUUCAGAGGUGUUGCUCUUACUGGAAAUCUGGAAAAAAAUAUUCCUCUUCUAGAAGUGAGAGCUUAAUGGAUCAGGUGCUGGUAAGUAGGUAAUUGGAAGUAGAAUAUUUACAUUAAAAUAUUUACAUUAUGCUGAGAUAUAUUGAAAUACAGUAAAAGUUUUGUACCAUAUUUUUCAACUAUAGAGGCUCUUUUACUACAGAUCUUGGUUUCAUGUUCCUUUUCCACGAGUGUCAUAUACCUAAUAGUCUGCAUCUGGUGUGUGAAAAAACAAUGGGAUGUUGCCCAGUUCUAACUUGAAGGGGCAAUUUGUUUGUAUAUGUUUUCUAGAUUUACAAAAUAUUUUUUUUUAAA